This is a messenger RNA of Exophiala bonariae, 891 nucleotides long. RefSeq lists its product as uncharacterized. The record is from RefSeq and is a predicted model, not a curated record. Lineage: Eukaryota; Fungi; Ascomycota; Eurotiomycetes; Chaetothyriales; Herpotrichiellaceae. The transcript has 3 exons. The coding region runs from base 1 to 891 and encodes 296 amino acids.
AUGAGUCAAAAUUUUGGUUUGAGAGAACUAUACCGACCAGCAGAUCAAGAACCUGAGAUCGAUAUUGUUGCGGUUCAUGGACUGAAUGGUGACGCAUAUCGGACUUGGACUUACACAAACCCAUUAACGGACAAUGGCAACAUUUGUUGGCUCAGUGAUCAAGACUUCUUACCAAAAUACAUUGGGCAGGCGAGGGUUUUGACCUGGGGCUACAAUGCAAACCUCACCACUCUGAGUGGGCCUACCAGCUCAAAUCGAAUCUUGCAUCACGCCCAAACGCUGGUGCAACACCUGUUUGCAAACAGAAGCGCACUGUCACACGCCGCAGAUCAAAUGGGUCCAACGACAUCUCACCUCCGCUCCAUAUUUACCUGCACCUAUGGUGUGUUCUUUUUUGGUACGCCGCACUUGGGCUCAGAGAAAGCGCAGCUAUUACACCAUCUGCAAAAGCUGGUCUCGGUUUCAAUUCCAAGAAGCAUAUUUCGCACUGAGACGCGUCUUGUCAAAGCUCUCAAGGCAGGAUCAGAAAUCCUUGAAGAGAUCAAUACGCAGUUUCUUGCAAUAGCAGGGGAGCUGAAACUAGUAUUCCUCUGGGAGGAGCAUCGCACCAAGGUGAAAGGGUUUGGCAAUGUUUAUAUUGUGGAACAGAGCAGUGCAGCGCCUUUAUUGCGCGACGUGCUCAGCUUCGGGAUUGCUUCAGAUCACCAGGGCAUGUGUCGUUUUGCAAGCAACCAGGAUGCUGGAUUCAUCACAGUGAUUUCUGAGCUACAGCGCUAUGCUCAAGACGCAACAGGCAGGAUCGAGAGAAGGCAGGUUCAAGACCGCGAACUCCUACAGUUAAAGCGCAAUGGCGAGGUUGCUGAACUGGUCAGGGUGAUUAACUUGUUAUGA